Messenger RNA from Babesia bigemina, 2778 nucleotides. RefSeq lists its product as hypothetical. The transcript has a single exon. The coding region runs from base 1 to 2778 and encodes 925 amino acids. The record is from RefSeq and is a predicted model, not a curated record. Lineage: Eukaryota; Apicomplexa; Aconoidasida; Piroplasmida; Babesiidae.
AUGAAGAACGGCGUAAAAGGGUUGAUUAGAACUGUUAGCGGCGUCACCCCUGACGGUGCCAUUCCUCAUACUGGUGACAGACUUAGUCAACUAAAAAGUGUUCUAUCAACUCAAUCGCCCACAACUAAGCCAACGAAAGAGAACUUCACAAACAUGUCACAGAAAUUUCAGAACUACCUUAAUCCCAUAACAGACUACAUCAGCAGGCAACUCAUCCCGAAAUCCGCCACCACUAGAACUUCAACUCCGGCGUCGCCAACGCAACAACAAGAUGAUGCCCCCAAACCACAACCUGCCGGCCGCGUCGGAUAUUCUGGCCCAGUUGCCACCGCAACCACGUCCGCACCUAAAGAUCCCAUUGCGGAACACUUGGAUAGACUUAAUUACUAUGUUAAAGGAAUAUUUGACAUAAUUUCCGCUGGCUACUUCGGUAGAUCCUUCGCAACCAAACUAGACGAUCUAAACAAGUUCCUCAGCUCCAUGCGCCCCUCAAACUUCGCAGGUAUUGGCAGUCCACUAUUCGACAUUCUCAGCCGCGGCAUCCGGUCUCUGACUCAUGAACUUAAUAAGGCGUAUAUAUCGGUGUAUGAUACCGCGGCGUAUACGUUUAACUGGGACGUCAAUAGCAGGAACUGCGCCAAAGCCUUCCUCACCCUGCUUGAGACGCUAGUUGGAGACUUAAAGACGCUGAGAGAGAAAUGUGAAGUACAAUGGAAUGGCAAACAAAUACAUCGUAUUAGUGGUCUCGGUUCGUUUUUAACCGGUUGUGGUUACAAAGUGGCCAAGGAUGAUAAAUCUCAAGAUGGCGAGUUGAGGCGUCAUGAAGGCAUGAUAGGCAACCAUAUACUGAAUAACCUAAAAAGGAAACUUCAAAACACGGAUGAUAUUAAACAGCAUUUCGAGAAAUGUGAAUCAAACAAAGAAGACGAGGACGGUAAGAAGAAGAAAAAAGAUAACUUCCACGUCCUCGACGUUCUCAACUGCCUCCAUCACCACCUCGAAACGUACUACACCGUUGGUCACAUGGCAACUUUCACCGCUAAACGUAAUCCAUGUUCCGUGUACGAGAUGCUUGUUUGGUGCGCUGGUUUGCAUUAUAAUGACGUGCGUUCAAAGAUGGUAAGCGAGACGAUCACUGAGCUCUUCGAAGAUCCUGAGAAAGGAAACGCCGAGGACGAGAUCAUUAUGAUGCAAGUUGACAGAAACUUCAUUGAUGCAGCGCCUCACGCCAUAAACUAUCAAGGCAUUGUCACGUCGCUUGACGAUCUGUGCGCGCAAUCGUAUGACGUCUUGACCAGAGUCCUGGGCACCGGAGACGCAGAGACCACGUACGCCAGCGACUAUUGCAACAACUCGCAUAAUUUCUAUUAUCCGCAGAAAGGCGACGAUUGCCUCGACAUGUUGCUCGACAUAUUACGCAGGAUGUUCCCGCCGCUGAAAUUCCUGAUGCACCAGUGCAGUUACCCUACGGUUAUCCAUGGCUGGUCCAGCUGCCAGUACGGCAAGGACGUCUCAUCAGCAAAGUGGCCAUGUAAGGGGCAUCCAAAAGACAAAGCAAAUGACCAACCAAAUGAUGAACCAACGUGCCAACCAAAAUCGCCACUUCAAUCCUACCUAAACGACUCUCUCGCCGGCUUGUUACCGCAUUCCCUAAGUGGCAUCGGGUGCAGGCCCAAAUGCGCUAAUUGUCCAGGCAAUAAACCCGGGAUGCAGUGCCUGACGCCGCUCGGAUUUAGAGGCUUUUCUGGGAAAACGAGGACAGGCAGAGACAUAUGCGACGUGCUGGAAAAAUACUUCACCAACACGUAUCAUACAUCGCUAUUCAGUCUCGUGCCCAGGCCACCCUCAACGCUUGCGGAGCAUCACAGCUUCGUGUUGUCGCUAAUGAGGGGUAUUAAUGCUGAGCAACGCAAGCAAAAUCAUGGCAUCGUAACAUUGAGUGCAGCAUUUGAAUCAUCCAUUUCCAAGCUUACUAUCGAGCUGUAUAAGGACACCGGUACACUUACAGAAGCGCUUAGAAAGGCAUACGGUACAGUCACGCAUAAGCAUCAAGCAAAGGACCAUCUAGGUCCGUUCGCCGACUUGAGAAGCUUGUCUAUGAAUAUGCCAUGUACCGAAGCGGACGCACGCUGCGCUCCUUAUAUGUCAUCGCUUGCCUACGACAGCUAUUACUACAUGACCAACAAAAAUACUGACACCUACCUCUCAUGGGUAACAUACUUACCGUGGACGUUUUGGAACCUGCUUAACAGCUUGUACAAUUCAUUCUGUGCUAUCAAUUGCCAAGAUUGGGGAUGUCGCGGUUGCUUGCGGGGCGAUGUCUGUAAGAAGGGAUCUCACGGUGUUGUUGAUAAGAACAAACCAAACGCUGUUUGCAAAUGCGAUUCGAUAGUCCAAUGCAAGGGUGUCUCCGCAACCUUGUACCAAUACGGUUUAUGCUUCGGUGAACCAUACACUCUGAAUGAGGGUAAGACUAUGAAGAAAUGCUCCGACUUCUGCACUCAACUGAGCAACGUUCUUAAUUCAACAUAUUUCCAGAACCUUUUCAACAAAUGUGAUGAUUUCAUAUUCACCAUCCGCGCACCUUUCUUGUGGAUGACCGUGGCACUUUGGUCACUAUCCCUCUUCUACCUCAUCUGCGUGAUGGUUGGCAGACUGGAUGUGCUUCACAUACGCUCGCACCUGAGGAUACCGUCGUCGCACAAGAUUACGGCGCAGUCGUUGUUGGCAGCAGCGCAAGUCGGAAGGCUUGCCAAGAUAUCGUAUCUACAACCGUAA